UGAGCAAGAGAAAGCUUAAAGUGGAAAACGGAAAGAAGUAGGGAGAAUUUCUAAAUUGGGUACUUGUUUAAAAUUUAAGCUGAUAAACUUGAGGUUUGGGAACUAAUGACUUUUGCAAACAAUUUAUUAAAAGUUUUAUAUUCGGAAGUUAAUAUUGACUUAAAGAUUGACCAUAUUGGAUAUUUGAUAAAAACGUUUUGUCCACAGGAAUGUUUUCGAUUGGUUGAGAAAAAACAUUGUGAUUGGUUAUAUGAGACACACGUCAAUUGCAUGUGAAUUUGAAACGGUCAAAGAUUCGUGAGAAGAAUAAGUGUGGUCAAGACAUAUAAGUGUUUCUCAAGAAGAAAUAUUUGUAUAUAAAAGUUACAGAGAGUUACUUCCAGACAGUGUAAACGAGGCUUCGCGAUAACAAAGACGAGAUGGAAAUCCCAGUGUUGGUGAAAGCGAACGGUUGCACAGGUGACAUCCUGCAACGACCGAUAAUGACAAUGGAUGGUCACCUCUUGUCAGCAUUUUGGAAUAAGGGGGCAUGCAUUCCAGAUAAAUCAAUCGAGAAAGAAGAACUUAUAAACGAACUAAUUGACGAGAUCUUAAUCUUUAUGAAACUUAAAGCGGAGGUCGAUCAUGAUGAACUUUUAGAUGCUUUACGUAAUCAUCGACGUGGAAGUACGGCGUCGUCUCGAUAUAACACAACUGUAAAUACCGUCACAAAAGAAAAACAACGACGUAGUUGGGGACCUGACGACACUUGGUCGAGACGUUUCGUUAAUACUUUCACUGGUAAGCAACAAUCGACAAUAGUGAAAACAAACGACAAAACCACAGAAUCGCCGACGAAAGAAAAAAUAACAAAAACAUCAAAAUCGUCCGGCAAGACGACAAAACAUUCGAAAAAAACAUACCAGCAUGCAAACACAGAGUCAGUUUUAAGUAUUCGCAGCUGCCAGCCUUUAAAUCGAUAUCAAGACAGAGGUAACAACAAAAACAACGAUGACGGCGACGGACAACAAUCCGACACACGCCGGACUUUUAAUAGAAGAUUACGACAACGACGUAAGGAACUUAUGAAAAUGAUGUCGUGGAUGUGCGACGAAGGAUACGAUUAUAUACACACAGAGCAGGCGACAAAUGUGUCAGAAGUCGAAAUCUUUGUAGACGUCAUGUUAUCGUCACGGGUUCCCGUACAAAUGACAUUUAAGGUUAAUUCGCCGACAGAUAUUAACAUCACGUAUCAGUUUUUGCCGACAUUCAAAGAAGAAUAUAUGAUUCUCAACAUUAGCAAAACACAUUGUAUGGUCAUGAGGGCGUUUUAAUGAGAUUAUUAUCGACAAAAAUAAAAAUUUUCCACUGUACAAAUAUAUUUAUAACUUUAGAUAAAAUUUAACAUUAUUAAUACUAUGUAUUAUUAGGCAAUUUUUUCCCGUGGGAUAGCAUGUAUUUAUAGUAACAAUUGCUUUAUGCAUUCAUGCGUGACGUUAUCUGAGAAAUUAAUAUUGUAUAGAAUAAAUAACUUUAAUAAAAAGUAGUGGGUUAUUA
Hydractinia symbiolongicarpus is the source of this 1536-nucleotide messenger RNA. RefSeq lists its product as uncharacterized. Bases 420 to 1313 code for a protein of 297 amino acids. The record is from RefSeq and is a predicted model, not a curated record. Lineage: Eukaryota; Metazoa; Cnidaria; Hydrozoa; Anthoathecata; Hydractiniidae. The transcript has 2 exons.